This is a messenger RNA of Endocarpon pusillum Z07020, 693 nucleotides long. RefSeq lists its product as uncharacterized. The record is from RefSeq and is a predicted model, not a curated record. The transcript has 2 exons. Bases 1 to 693 code for a protein of 230 amino acids. Lineage: Eukaryota; Fungi; Ascomycota; Eurotiomycetes; Verrucariales; Verrucariaceae.
AUGGCUACCACAACCUCAGGUGACAAGGGCUGUGACCGAUGUGAGAAGGUAGGCAAUUGGGACUUUCUCCGCGAGUUCUAUGCUCGUGAUGAGACCAAUCGACUACACACCCAGGAUCUUGAGAUGCGGAACCUAGGCUUCAUUCAGCAGAUACAACAUGUGAGCACGAUCAAUCAGCAAAACGCGGAAACCAUCCAGACCAUCCAGAACCAAUAUGUGCAGCUUGAGGACUUGUACUUGCAGUCACAGGCUACCUGCAAAAUGCUUGAACGAGAUGUUGAUGGACAACGUCAAGAGAAAGAGACCACGUCUCUAAGACUGGAACUGGAGCAGAAUUAUCAUAGAAAAACACGGAUUCAGCUCGACAGUUACUGGAAGGUCACCGAGAAACUUAGCGACCUACUAUCCGACACGUGGGCACAUUUGAAGGACGAUGACAGCCCGGCACCAAAUAUUGGAGCGGUUUUGCUAGAGAACGAACAGCAGCGAUGCAAGAUUGCAGAGCUCGAAGCGUCAAUAAAGGUUUUGCUAGAGAAUGGAAAACAACGAUGCAAGGUCGCAGAGCUUGAAGGGUCGACUACGCCCUCUAAAAACAAACGAUCGCCUGACCAAGCAAACCUGGAGGUACAUCACCCAAGCGCAUUGAGGCCGGGUAAACGUCGGCCUGAACCAAUCCUAGCCCCGGCAAAAUGA